GGCGCUGAAAAGGGCAAACGCCGUCGAGCAGGCGGGCGCUGAAAGGGCUGCCUCAAACGCCUCGCGAACGCAGGAAAAAUGCUGCCCCAGCUCACCGAACAGCCCGCACGGGCGGCCACGGCCACGCGCGGCCUCAUAGGUACUGAUAGAGGACCGGCGCAGUGGGGCGCCGACCGGCGGAGGGGCUCGCGCGAGUUCACGAAGCCCACGACAUUGACGAGGGCCGACGCCGUCGAAGGGCGGGCAACCAAAGCGUUAAGGCCUCCUGUGGACCUCGCCGACGCGACGCAUCGCGCCGAAGUGUCGCUCGCCACGGCCUCCGCGAUCACGGAGAAAGCUCUCCUCGAUUAUCGAGAAGCGCGAUGCCGCGGCGCCGCGUGGCUGUGGGCGCGAGCUACUAAAAGGGCAGGUGGUUCUCGGACGAUCGUGUUGUUUAUCUUACAUCUGUGGAAGAAUCAUACAAUCAAAGCCACUGCGGAAAGGAAGCACAUCGAGCAGAUCAUUGCAAGGUAUACGUUGCGUAGAAGAAGAUUUCUAGUGAGGGAGUGGCGUAGAGUUGCUCGGAUCCAGCGAGCAGAAAGGCGUGCAGAGUUAGAGGAGGAGACGCGCCAGAAGGAAUUGUCCGAAGCGAGAGAGGCGCAGCAAGGAGCGGAAGAUAGGUGUACGGAGCUCGUCGCGAAGGUCGCAGACCUCGAAAAACAACUUAAGGCUUCCAAAGAACGAGAGCUCACCGACGAGGAGCGCCAAAAGAUCAAGACCAAAAACGCUACCUUCAGAGCUCGGGCCGAGAAGGCCGAGAACGGGUUGCUGGCGUUGGUGGGCGUCCAGGCUCUGGACAUGGACGCUUUGCUUGGGUCUGGGGAACGAGCCUUGUUCAAGGGUCGCUCUUAUCCUGCAGAUGGUGAGCCUGCCGGCGCGCCGCGCUACAUCGCGCCGACCUUCAUCUCUCCUAAUGAGAUAGAGGCCCUUGGUAGUGAACCGUCAAAGAACUUACCUGAAAAAAUACUAAUGCAGUGGGCGAACGCCGCCUCCAAACGAGCGGGCUUGGGUGGCGCGCCGAAGAGCGCCGUCGACUGCUUGCCGUCCUACGUGCCCUUCGAGGACUGGCGCGCGGCCUUCGUCGACGGGCGGCAGCUGGCUCGGAUUAUCUUCGCGGAGAUGGAGGCUUGCCUGGAGUGUCGCGCUUUAUGUGGUGUCGAGACCGAGGACACUUUGCCGCUAUCUAUCGCGGGCAUGGGGCCUCGUUUGCACCGCCACCGCUUGAAGGAUCGGGACUUGCUAUCGUAUGCUUCCGGUGUGAGAAGUAGAUUAGCCCGACCGAAGGACCUCGCUUCCUGGGUGACGAACCAGGCCCACGACAAGCUCGGAUUACCGCCUGAUCUACUAGAUGCGGAAGACAUCAAGACGAGAAACGUGGACUGGCACUAUCCCUUACUGACUUAUCUGAUGUGCAAGGGCUGCUCGCGCGUAUCUGACGGUCCAGAUCUGACCUAUGAGACGUGUGCGAAAGAAUUUACGGAAGUGCAGUCAAAGUGGAACUCACUGCGAGAACGCUUCGCCAUCCCCGACGACGGCCCGCCCUCGGAAGAUGCGUUGACAGAGCUCCUCCCGAAGACGACGCGACGGUCGGACCACGGCGGCAUUGGGGACCUUUGUGAGCUAGCCAUGGACGCAAGUACUCUAGCAAAGUCCAUCGCGGCAUUAGAAGCGGAGCAGUGGCGCUCUUCCGUGCUGUGGGACCGCGCAAUUGCGUGGAACAAAAGUGCUUCGCCGAGCUCUCGAGACGGGCGCGAGGAGUGACGGACUGGAAAGGAGAAAUAGAUAAGAAGUAAGAACUUAGUUCAGGU
Molecule: messenger RNA, 1847 nt
Organism: Pelagomonas calceolata
Lineage: Eukaryota; Pelagophyceae; Pelagomonadales; Pelagomonadaceae
Source: the annotation of a GenBank genome assembly